AUGACGCAUUUGAAGCUCCAUUCCGGCCAAAAGCCAUAUUCAUGCGACUUUUGUCCAAAGUCGUUUCUCUACGCUUCAAACUUAAAGAGACACUCAAGGGUCCAUACCGGUGAAAAGCCUCAUGUGUGCGAAUAUUGCUCGAAGUCAUUUUCUAGCGCGACACGUUUAAAGACACAUUUGAGUGUCCACACUGGGGAGAAGCCCUAUUCGUGCGAAUGUUGUUCUAAGGCGUUUUCUAGCGCCACACUCCUGAAGACACAUUUGAGGAUACACACUGGGGAGAAGCCCUACGCGUGCGAAUAUUGUUCAAAGACAUUUUCUGGCGGUUCAAACUUGAAGAUCCACGUGAGGAUUCACACUGGCGAAAAGCCAUAUCCGUGUGGAAGCUGUUCAAGAACAUUUUCCGACAGUUCAAGCUUAAGGACGCAUUUGAAGAUCCAUUCUGGCGAAAAGCGCCACGCGUGCAAAUUCUGUUCAAUGGCUUUCGCUAAGGGUUCGUAUUUGAAGAGGCAUUUGAGGGUGCAUAGUGGUGAAAAGCCGUAUUCUUGUCAGUGUUGCCCAAAGGCAUUUUCUCAGACUUCGCAUUUGAAGCUUCACAUGAGGACUCACACUCGCGAUGCCUCGACUAGUGAAGAUAUUGUUUGA
Messenger RNA from Uloborus diversus, 645 nucleotides. Its product is annotated as zinc finger protein 239-like. The record is from RefSeq and is a predicted model, not a curated record. Gene Ontology annotation, biological process: regulation of transcription by RNA polymerase II. Lineage: Eukaryota; Metazoa; Arthropoda; Arachnida; Araneae; Uloboridae. Gene Ontology annotation, cellular component: PcG protein complex; transcription regulator complex. The transcript has a single exon. Gene Ontology annotation, molecular function: DNA-binding transcription factor activity, RNA polymerase II-specific; RNA polymerase II cis-regulatory region sequence-specific DNA binding. The coding region runs from base 1 to 645 and encodes 214 amino acids.